AAAUUUCAAUUGCGAAUUGAUAUGCUGAUGAAGGCCCAUCUCCUUAGACCCAACGGCACAGUUUCAGCACCGCCGUAGAUCGAAACUCCAAGCUAACAUUUGCAAAUCAGCCUACUGACUCAGCGCUUGACGUAUUGCUCAGUUCUCCUAAGUUGAUUGUCUCCCCAUUACAGAUUCCGAACGUUUAUGCGUGUUCAUAUGUAAGGUUCAGUAAUAUUCCUCCAUCAAUAUUUAAAGUAGAGACAGAGGGAUUUAUCCGAGCGGUUGUUUCACCAAUCCGCGUACUGUUUUGCAAGAUAUCGGUGAGUCUUUCCAGUUGUUGGCCAAACAUAACCGGUCGUUGGUCCACUAUGACUCAGAAAGAUGAAGAAAGCCAACAUUUCAGCUGUAUAUGGCGUCAGAUGGAGGAAGAAGAUGAACAGUCGGGCUGUCUCGAAGAUGAAGGGUCAGGCCGGUUCACUGCAUGGAGCGGUUCAAUGCAAACCAUUUUUUUUUUUGUUUAAUUCCUGCAGCCAGUUCCUAAAACUUUAGCAGGGCUACAUGGAGGUAUUUUCUUGAGGAGGAAAAGGGCACUAGAAUUCUAAAUGACUCGAGCACGGAAUGCUAUUGUAGCCACUGGCUUAGUAGCUUUUGCAGCUGUCGGCUUAGCAUUUCCCUUCUACAUGGCGUCUUCAAAGAAGCCUGUAAUUGACCCAUCAAAGCCACUGCCACCUCAAGCAACUUUCCGGGGGCCUUACAUAAACACCGGUUCACGGGACGUUGGACCUGAUCCUCAGACUUACACAAAGAAAUAAUUCUGUUUGUGAACAUCAUGGACGCAAGUGAAAAUCAUUUUCUUGGACUGUUGCAUAUGCUGUGGAGGCUGGAGCAAGAAAUCAACGGGGAACUGGGACGGUUAUAGCUUGAGAAUAUUAUACUCUCUUGAUCUAGAAUGAAAUUGAGAAAGGCACGAGAAUCUGCUGUAUAGGAACUUGAAAAGUGAAACCUCCCAGUGUUGUCUAAUUUGUAGCAUAAACUGUCGUCGUUCAUUGAUUUCCAUAUCCUAACUAUUUAUUUAUUUUAUUGUCAAAACACAACUAAUGCAGUAUUUUAGCUUAUUUAUUUUUUAUA
Carica papaya (papaya) is the source of this 1110-nucleotide messenger RNA. RefSeq lists its product as uncharacterized. The record is from RefSeq and is a predicted model, not a curated record. Lineage: Eukaryota; Viridiplantae; Streptophyta; Magnoliopsida; Brassicales; Caricaceae.